Messenger RNA from Megalops cyprinoides (Indo-Pacific tarpon), 755 nucleotides. RefSeq names its product myotrophin (gene mtpn). The record is from RefSeq and is a predicted model, not a curated record. Gene Ontology annotation, biological process: regulation of barbed-end actin filament capping. The transcript has 4 exons. Gene Ontology annotation, molecular function: protein binding. Lineage: Eukaryota; Metazoa; Chordata; Actinopteri; Elopiformes; Megalopidae. Gene Ontology annotation, cellular component: nucleus; cytoplasm. The coding region runs from base 297 to 653 and encodes 118 amino acids.
AACGCAAAAGAAAGGCGGAUCCCAGCUCUGAAGCUUCUGUUAGAAACUUUCUUUUAAACAAAACCUUCACGCGUUUAUAUACUGUGGAUGUCAGGUAUUCGGCUCUGAUAAUAUUUUAGCCCUUGUAGAAAAUCGGAUUGUCAGUUAGUUCUGCUCUCUCAGGAGAAAGCAAAACAACGUACGCAAGCUAUUGUGACAGAAAGCUUAAGAGAUAAAGUUAGCUAGCUAGCUAGCUGUAUAACUAGCUGUAUUAUACUAAGGGAAGCAGCCCAGAGUACAGAGAUAAGACCACGAAAAUGGGAGAUAAGGAACUGAUGUGGGCCUUGAAAAAUGGAGAUCUGGACGAAGUGAAGACUUUACUCGUCAAGGACGAGGACGUGAACAGGACCCUGGAAGGCGGGAGGAAGCCGUUGCACUACGCUGCAGACUGCGGCCAGGUGGAGAUGCUGGAGUUCCUGCUCUCCAAAGGAGCAGAUGUCAACGCACCCGACAAACACGGCAUCACCCCUCUGCUCUCCGCCACUUACGAAGGUCACCUCAACUGCGUCAAGAUCCUGCUAGAAAAGGGAGCUGACAAGGAGCGGAAAGGACCGGACGGACUGAGCGCUUUCGAGGCGGCGGAGAGCGAGGCCAUCAAGGCGCUCCUGAAGUGAGAGAGCGGGAAAAGGGCCGGCAGACAGACGGACGCACCGGUCGUCGGACAGACGAGACGGACGGACGCCUUCCCCCAUCCCCACCGUCUGUCCCCCACCCCC